UCAAAAAAAUUUCUUUGGAAUUUAAUGGUCUGAUCAUUUCUGAAUUUGAAUAAUUUCAGGAUGAGGUUCUAUCAAGCAUGGAGCAGAAGCUUGACAAUCUGUGUGAUCAGCUGAAUGACAUUAAUAAUCAGGAAGAAACUAAAGCAAACGAUGCUUUGGGCUGCGACAGAAUUGAAUUUGUUGACGGUGGUUCCUGGCAAUGUGAUGAACACCAAGAACAUGCAGCUGGUUUGGUGGGGAACUCUGCUGUGAGAAUGCCUAGAGGGGAUGAGGUGCUGCUUUGCAAAAUCCCUUUCGGAAAUGAGGAGGAACCAGAAGAGCAGAAAAUGUCAGAUUUUUCAGAUUGGGGUUCAACUGGUUCUGCAGAAGAAAUACAGAUGAACACCUUUGCAAUAGACCAAGACAAGUUCAAUCUGAAGAAAGAGUGUGAAGAAAAGGAAGCCACCAUAAAGGAGCUGAGCACCGAUCUUCAAUCAUUUGCAGGUUCAAAGAGAUUUGCCGAAUUGGAAGACAUUAUAUGCUGGAAGAACACAAUGAUCAAAAGACUUAAAAGGAACAUGGUGGUCUUAGAAGAAAAGGCAGAGCUUUCUCCGAGACUUCGGAGACCAUCCCAUUCGUUAUCUAUCUCAGACAAUUGGGAACUUCCUGUCAUGGUGGAUAACAUACUCUAUGACCUGGACAGUUCUUCCUCUUCUGAUUCAGAUUCCUCUCCUUCAAACCAACCACAACCUCCUCCUUUUACGGUUCAGGAAACUCCUGUUCAGAGUGAUGUCCUCACUUUGAGAACAACCCAUAAACCAGCUCAAGCGAAGGCCUCAAGGUUUUCGGUAGGGUUAACGGAACCAAAGGCAAAGUCUAGAUCAGAAAGGCUUCUGACAGAAAUACCAACAAAGCGAAAAUCCAUUGGAAACUCUUCUUCGAGACCAGAGCAGUUGUCAGCUGGAGAGGACAUCAGGAAGAUUAAAAGGAAAGGUAGACAGCUUCAUGCAAAGUCUACAGCAGAAAGUCCUCCCAAAGAAACACCAAGAAACCAAGAAUCUUCUGGUCUUUCUCCUUCAAAGCCAAAGCAAAUGUUAGCUGGAGGAGACGGCAGGAAGAUUAGAAGGCAAACUCAAAGUUCAAUCAAGGAUACAACUCCAAAGAAGAGAUGGCUCUAGUUUUUUGGUGGUUGAUUCAUGGAGAAAAUGCAGUGGAGCAAGGCUGGAAACAAGAGUGAAAUUGCCUCGUCUUUCAAACUCAUUUACAGCUAGAUAUACGACAGGCUAGUUCAUGUAUAGAACUGAAUAGCCAAGUUGGUAAUAUUUAUACACACACACACACACACACAUACUAAUUAAUACUAAUACUAGAAAUUAGUGUUAAUUAUGAUAAAGGAUUACCAUGUCAACCGCGGUCUACUUCAAAAAUAGUUUGUGAAGCCAUUUUUAAAUACAAAAGUCAGUAUCAUCCCCUAAUUUACUAAAACUAUAGAUGUGUUGUAAGCAACAUACAGAUUUCCAUAACUAAACUCCAAGAUUAAGAUAGAC
This is a messenger RNA of Populus nigra (black poplar), 1526 nucleotides long. RefSeq lists its product as uncharacterized. Lineage: Eukaryota; Viridiplantae; Streptophyta; Magnoliopsida; Malpighiales; Salicaceae. The transcript is spliced from 7 exons. The record is from RefSeq and is a predicted model, not a curated record. Bases 78 to 1157 code for a protein of 359 amino acids.